UUUCGCCUGGAUCUAUCAUAUCGCCGGUCGAUUAGCGCGCCUGGACUCCAUCUACACUUCAGCGUGAAACAAAAACUUUCACGCUUCACAGCAGUUUCCUCUUUAAACUACUAAAGAGCUGCAAACGGACUUUUAUCCAGUUACUUUCACACCGUGAGGAUCUUCGAUUGUAGCUGCAACUCAUCGGUUAGCGCGGCUAACCCUGUUAGCCGCUUUAGCCCGCAGAUGAGGAAGCUAACUAGCCGAACUUAAAGCUAGCCGAGCGGAGAUCUGUCGGAGAAGAGAAGAAACGACGAGAAGCAGACAUGCAGGAGAUACUCGCUAAUGUGGACCACAUCAAGUUUGACCUGGAGCUGGCGGUGGAGCAGCAGUUGGGGGCACAACCGCUGCCUUUCCCCGGCAUGGACAAGUCCGGGUCUGCUGUGUGCGAGUUCUUCAUGAGAGCAGCCUGUAUGAAAGGUGGGAUAUGUCCGUUCCGUCACAUCAGUGGUGAGAAGACAGUGGUGUGUAAACACUGGCUCAGAGGACUGUGUAAGAAGGGAGACCAGUGUGAAUUCCUCCACGAAUAUGACAUGACCAAGAUGCCUGAGUGCUACUUCUACUCCAAGUUUGGGGAGUGCAGCAACAAGGAAUGUCCAUUCCUACACAUAGACCCAGAGUCUAAGAUUAAGGACUGUCCCUGGUAUGACCGAGGCUUCUGCAAACACGGUCCCGACUGCAGACACAGACACACGAGAAGAGUAAUCUGUAUGAACUACCUGGUGGGCUUCUGUCCAGAAGGAAAAUCCUGUAAAUUUAUGCACCCCAGAUUCGAAUUGCCCAUGGGAGCAUCUGAGCAGCCGCCUUUGCCGCAGCAAACGCAGAACCAGACAAAGUCUGUGCCUUCGAUGGGCCGCUCCUCGCUCUCCUUAAUCCAGCUGACCAACUCCAGUCCUGGCCAGCGGCAGCAGAACAACAACAACAUGGUCGGCAUUCAACACAAUAACAUGUCAGCCAACAGAGGGCCCCGGCCCCUGGACCAGGUCACCUGCUACAAGUGUGGUGAGAAGGGCCACUACGCCAACAAAUGCACUAAAGGCCAUCUGGCCUUCUUGAGUGGACAGUAACCUUCUGCUCCGAGGCGCGAAUACCACAGUGCUGCAGCUCACUGCCCCAGUGAGGCCGCCGAUUGCUGAAAGAUGCAGAGAGAAAGAAGAAACCUCUCAAACUGGACACCAGAAUGACAAACUGCAUGGGUUGGUCUAGUUUUUUUUUUUUUUUUUUUCUACAGAG
Salarias fasciatus (jewelled blenny) is the source of this 1272-nucleotide messenger RNA. RefSeq names its product cleavage and polyadenylation specific factor 4 (gene cpsf4). Gene Ontology annotation, molecular function: RNA binding; zinc ion binding. Bases 306 to 1106 code for a protein of 266 amino acids. The transcript has 8 exons. The record is from RefSeq and is a predicted model, not a curated record. NCBI's taxonomy places the organism in Eukaryota, Metazoa, Chordata, Actinopteri, Blenniiformes, Blenniidae.